AUGUUGACGAUGUUGUUGUGUAAACCGAGGCAGGAGGACGGAAGAAAAGUCGACAGCAACCUUGUGAAUACCCAUGCAGAGCUGCUUGUCAAGGUUACCUCCGGCACUUUUUUAUCCGGUCAAUUACAGAAUUCACUAGACAAAAUCGCAAAAAACACGGAGCUUUUUGAAGAGGUCUUCAUCGGACACUCGUGGAAGCAUCUCGCAGCUGUUUUCGAACGGGUAAGCUGUGAUUGUGGACCAGAGCACCCUCACCGUGCAUAUGAUUUGGAAGUGCUGAAGAAACCUAGAAGAAUAGAAGAACACAGAGGAUAUGCAGUGGAUGAAAUGCGAAAUGGUACACGAGAUUUGGAAACGUUGAUCCGAAAGAACAAAACAGUUCACUCAGAAAUCCGAGUAAUUUUUCUCACUAUAGUACGCGUCGCAAGAAACAUGCAACUGUACUUCGCCGAACAGUUACAUGAGGCGAUGAUGGCAGAACGAACAAACCACCAGACCAUUAUUCGAGUUACCGUCACCCGUAGCGAGAUCGACCUUUACGACAUCGCAGAGGAGUAUAACCGCCGGUACCAACGAACGCUGGCGUACGACAUCCAGAAAACAUGCAGCGGCGACUACAUGCGUCUCGUCGUCGCAUUGCUCUCGAAUUCCAGCAACAAUAACAAUCAAGUAAUGUAG
Angiostrongylus costaricensis is the source of this 678-nucleotide messenger RNA. NCBI's taxonomy places the organism in Eukaryota, Metazoa, Nematoda, Chromadorea, Rhabditida, Metastrongylidae. The record is from the annotation of a GenBank genome assembly.